ACCCUAUCCUCCUCCUCCUCCUCCUCCUCCUCCUCCUCCCACUGAGGAUGCAGGACAGUGUGUGUGCUCCUGACUCCUGACGGCACACACAAGUGGCCGCGACCAUCACGAGGACAGUCCCAAAAUAAGCUUCUGGGAUCAGAAACCUUUUGUUAUUGUUGUUGUUUUUUUAUUCUUCUUCGUGGCUUUUCUCCCCCUCCAAAGCUGUCACUAUUUUCUAUUUUCCUCUUGACUCACGAGAGCAUGACGGAGCUCGGACUUGCACAUUUGGGAUGAUUUUAAUAAUGGUUCGCUUCAAAUGUACCUUUCCACGGAGCUGCAGCUGAGCUUUCAUUCACAGUGCGACUGGAUUCUCAGCGUGAUGGAUAUAAAUGUGUUCGCAGUGCUGAAACUUUUUGUUGUUGGGAUUUUGGCCCAGCAGCAGCAGCCUCUAGACCAGUUUGUGGAGAGCGAGCCACCCAGCAGCAGUCACGAGCCCAGAACUCCACAAUGGGCAGUCAAUGCCUUGAUGAUGAGAGGGUUGUCAGCCACCGACAGCUUCAACAUCGAGCCCACUCCCCCCCGGCCAGGGAUCUGCAACGAGUCCCGUCUGCAGUGGGAGGUGGAGGUCUGUGGGGAGAACUUCAAGCGGGACAUGGGACACAUAGACCCACAGUACUGGUGUAACCUCACACACUUCAUCAGUGAGUACCACCACUUCACCCACUGCACAGAGAAAAAGUCUGAGAUGGUUAGCUGCUACUGGCCCAACCCGCUGGUAGAGAGCUUCAUCAUCCGCAUACACAAGCACUUUUUCUCCAACUGCACCAUGGAGCAGGUGGUAUGGGUGGACCCACCGGACGACACGUUAACCAUCCUCAUCCUCAUCCCUGUUUUCCUCACAUUGGCCAUGAUCGCUCUGGUGGUGUGGUGCAGCAAGAGGAGUGAUAUCCUGGCUUAAGAGGAGAGAACGAUGGAGGAGAGGACGGAGUUCAAGGUCCCAACCUCUCCACCAAAACAAUACUGUACAAAGGAGUGCACAGAAGUUCUGGGAGGUUGUUUCAGCUGGUCAAAUUACGCCAUAAGUGGUGGCACAAAGUCAUUAAACUUUCUGUGGAGAUGAGGAAAGUAGUGCCUGGAAGUACAGAGUUGUAUUUGCUGUAAUAUUUAAAUAUAUUAGUUCUGACAGUGAUUUACUAUCACUGAACAUGUUUAACUGAUCAACAUACACUACUGGUCAAAAGUUUUAGAACACCCCAAUUUUUCCAGUUUUUUAUUGAAAUUCAAGCAGUUCAAGUCAAAUGAACAGCUUGAAAGGGUCCAAAGGUAAGUGGUGAACUGCCAGAGGUAAAUAAAAAAAGGUAAGCUUAACCAAAACUGGAAAAUAAUGUACAUUUCAGAAUUAUACAAGUAGGCCUUUUUCAGGGAACAAGAAAUGGGUUAACAACUUAACUCUAUGGAGUC
Messenger RNA from Centropristis striata (black sea bass), 1443 nucleotides. RefSeq names its product receptor activity-modifying protein 3-like. The record is from RefSeq and is a predicted model, not a curated record. Lineage: Eukaryota; Metazoa; Chordata; Actinopteri; Perciformes; Serranidae. Gene Ontology annotation, biological process: intracellular protein transport; G protein-coupled receptor signaling pathway; cellular response to hormone stimulus. Gene Ontology annotation, molecular function: coreceptor activity. The transcript has 5 exons. Bases 299 to 940 code for a protein of 213 amino acids. Gene Ontology annotation, cellular component: membrane; cell surface; signaling receptor complex.